AUGACUUCAAACGGCAAUGGCAACGGCAAUGGAGACUCCGCCUCACGCGGGGAAUCCGCGUCGCCCUCCCCUCGGUCCGCAUCCACCUCCCUGCAAGCCGCCGCAACUAUGAAUGCUGGCCUUCAGCAUGAACCUACGAGACGCUCCUCCAGCGGCUCCUUAUCGCGGAAUCGACAAUCACCGCAAACCGGCCGACGACGCUCUACCGUCUUGAUGAACCUCCAGCUCAACGACCCGUCUGUCCCCGGCCCCGGAGAGAUGGUUACCGAGAGCGGUAGCGGCCAUAGCACCACUAGCCCUCACCUUGUAUCUACGUCCCCGCUUCUCAUCGGCGGGGAUCCGCACCACAAUAGAGCACCAAGUUUGGGGGAGCUCCAUCAGGAACUAGAGGCGGAGCAGGAGGCACAAGUAAACCGACUCCUGCACAUGAUUCGCCAACAGCAACUUCAGCUACAGCAACUUCAAGCGGCUCAAGGCCAAAGCCAAACCAGCGUAGCCGCCGAAGACGCGACGCCUACGUCGGAGAGAUCAAGCUCCGUGGCGUUGCAGAACCCGGCUGUGCCAUCCGUCCUUCCCGCCCCAUCCACGUCGGUUCCUCGUUCGCCGGUUCUGUCGCAUCCUCGCUCUUCCUUCGAUAUGGCACGCGACGCCCUGCACCGGAGGUCUAGGACCCCAAGCCGUGGGGCACCAUCUCCUAGAAUGAGGUCGACCUCUAUCAGCGGGGAGGGUGGAGAGCCGCUUAUUUCCGGCGUUCGUGACGAGAGUGCUUACUAUCAAGCCGAGACCCAAUCCUUAAUCCGCGAGAACCAGAUGCUGCGUCACAGAAUCCGGGAACUCGAACGCCAAUUGAGCGAGGCUCAUGCCAACGCGUCGCUGACGCGAGAACCGACACAUCAUUCUCAUCUCACGCAGUCAACCUCGGUAUCUGAAGAGGACAGCACGACGCUCUCCGGCGGCGGCGGCACCGACACCACGCUGCUCCUCGAGCGGCACGCGCGGGUCGGCACCGAGACGUCGUCGCGCAACAGCGAGGUCAUCCACGCCGGCCUGUACUACGGCGCGUCGUCGCUCAAGGCACGGCUCUGCGCCGCCGGCCGCCGCGCGCUGUACGACUUCUGCGACAUGCACGGCGUCCCUCACGCCCGCAUCGGCAAGUGGAUCGUCGCGCAGGACGAGCCGCAGCGGCGGGCCCUCGAGCGCAUCCGCGCCCUCGGGAGCACCGGCCGGAUCGACGCGCCGACGCGCUGGCUCCGCUCCGCCGAGGUCGCGCGCCUCGAGCCCGCCGUCCGCGCCCGCUCCGUGCUCGAGAGCCCCGAGACCGGCAUCGUCGACUCGUACGCGCUCAUCGCCAAGCUGCACCACCUGCUCGAGGACGCCGGCGGCAUCGUCGCCCUCGGCUGCGACGUCGUGGCCGUCGAGCCCGUCGGCGGUGGCGGCUGCCCCGGCAGCCGCGGCUGGCAGCUCACCGUGCGGGAAGCCGCGACUGGCGGCCAGGACGUCCGCAUCUCGACGUCGACCGUGGUCAACUGCGCGGGGCUGGGCGCCGCGCGCAUCCACAACAUGAUCGUGUCCUCUUCCUCGUCUCCUUCGCCCGUCGCCCCCGUGCGCCUCUACUACGCCAAGGGCAACUACUUCUCGUACGCGUCUGCGACGCCGCGCGUCUCGCGCCUCAUCUACCCGGCCCCGGAGCCCGGCGCCGCCGGGCUCGGCACACACCUCACGCUCGACCUGGCCGGCCGCAUGCGCUUCGGCCCCGACGUCGAGUGGGUCGACGACCCGACCGAUCUCGCGCCGAACCCGCGCAACCUGGCCCGCGCCCUUGCCGAGAUCCGCACCUACCUCCCCGCCGUCGACGCCGCGGCGCUCGCCCCCGACUACGCCGGCAUCCGGCCCAAGCUGCGGCCCGCGCCCGCGCCCGCGCCUGCGCCCGCGCCUGCGCCCGGAGCGAAAGGGAAGGCGAAAGGGGGCGUCGGCGACGAUUUCGUCGACUUCCACAUCCGCCAGGAGGACGGCUACGCCGGCUGGGUCAACCUCCUCGGCAUCGAGAGCCCCGGCCUGACCAGCAGCCUCGCCAUCGGCGACCUCGUGCGCGACAUGCUGUACGCGAGCCACAAGGUCGAAGGGUCGCCCGCGUUGUAG
Messenger RNA from Durotheca rogersii, 2139 nucleotides. RefSeq names its product FAD dependent oxidoreductase. NCBI's taxonomy places the organism in Eukaryota, Fungi, Ascomycota, Sordariomycetes, Xylariales, Xylariaceae. The record is from RefSeq and is a predicted model, not a curated record. The transcript is spliced from 5 exons. Gene Ontology annotation, cellular component: mitochondrion. Gene Ontology annotation, molecular function: (S)-2-hydroxyglutarate dehydrogenase activity; (S)-2-hydroxy-acid oxidase activity. Bases 1 to 2139 code for a protein of 712 amino acids.